AUGAAUUGGUGUUCAUUGCAAAUCGUUGUCAGCACAAAUGAAAAUAAUUCAACACAGAAAAAAUUCAGACAGUUCAUGAGGACGCAACCAAUAGACGAUGAAAAUCUCAAUGAUUUAUGUUCACUAAUUGAUCGGCUUAGUGCAAGCUUGAAAAGUCAUGAAAUUCGGUUUCAUUCGCUUUUUACUUCCUUUACUGACGCGACAAAUCAUACAAAAGUUGUUUUAUUAGGCAAGUCCAUUUCUAGCCAUCGAUUACAAGCACAUGUUGAUGGAAUUCGAGCGGUUGAUUGGGUCAAUGUAGAUAGCACAUUGGCCAAACAUCAACAUAUAACUGAAAUUUCGAAUAGUUUCAACUUUCGGGGACUGGGGGAGUCUCAUAUUUUGACUUUGGCAAAAAACGAGAGGAACAAGAAUGAUGAUAAUCUGAGCGUUCUUCUUCGUUCUUCAGUUUGGAUUUCUUCGAAAGAAAUUGCACCGAACCGCGUCGUUCUCAUAUCAUCAACUGAUGAUUCGAUUGAAGUGGGAUUUAUAAUGAACAUCCGAAGAAGAAGAUGUAAAUUGCUUAGGGCAACGAAACCAAGCCAUCUGACUGUCGCCAACAUCCACAAAAUUGGACUUUUUGAGGAAGAUUAUUCAUUCUUAAGACUGUCAAACGUCGUCACCUACAAUACGUCUCAUUCACAAGUUAUUAUGAGGUGA
Molecule: messenger RNA, 699 nt
Organism: Clunio marinus
Lineage: Eukaryota; Metazoa; Arthropoda; Insecta; Diptera; Chironomidae
Source: the annotation of a GenBank genome assembly